Molecule: messenger RNA, 1134 nt
Organism: Chenopodium quinoa (quinoa)
Lineage: Eukaryota; Viridiplantae; Streptophyta; Magnoliopsida; Caryophyllales; Amaranthaceae
Exons: 7
Coding region: 237-917 (226 amino acids)
Source: RefSeq, a predicted model, not a curated record
ACACCCACAAAUUUGUCUCUGAAAUCCAACAAAUUAGGCCAAAAAACUGCGAUUCCCCAGAAAAUUUAACAUCUAAAUUAAAAUUGCAGUCAAGUUGAAGCAAAUCCGAGCAAUUUCGAGCAAAAAUUUAGACCAAAAACCCCAAGAAAUUCGAACCCUUAAACCCAGAAAAAUUGAUUGUUUCCGACCAAAAAUCCCCCAUUUCGAGCAAAAAAUCAACUCAAACGCGUUUCGGAAUGAUAGGUUUGAUCCUCAGUCGUAUGUUCAGUCCAAAUGCUCUCUUAAUGAGAAGGAGGUGCCGAAUUGCCGAAUUUAGUAGGCUUAUUGCUGAGAUUAUUGGAUGGGAAGGGGGGCUUAUCAUCUCCUUCAACUUCUUUGUUUCUCCGGUGCCAUUGCUGGCUCAAUUAAACCCCAGCGGUGCAGAGAGACUACCGCCAGGGAUAGUUGCUUCUAAGUCAGAUCUCUAUCUCCGUAGACUAUGGGGUCUUCCUAGUGAGGAUCUGAAAACCAAGCCUAAGUAUCUAGUGACCUUCACAGUUGGCUUAGAUAUGAAAGAAAAUAUUGACAAAGCAGUUAAAAAGUUCUCAGACAACUUCACUAUUCUGCUCUUCCAUUACGAUGGUAAGACGACUGAGUGGGAUCAGUUUGAGUGGUCAAAACAUGCUAUCCAUGUCAGUGCUCGAAAACAGAAGAAAUGGUGGUAUGCAAAACGAUUUCUACAUCCUGACAUUGUGGCACCAUAUGAUUACAUAUUUAUCUGGGACGAAGAUUUGGGAGUGGAUAAUUUUGAUUCCGAAAAAUACGUUGAUUUGGUUAAGAAACAUGGUUUGGAAAUUUCACAACCUGGUGUGGAUCCUAAUAGUCCGUUUACAUGGCAGAUGACAAGGAAAAGACAUGACAGUGAAGUUCACAAGUAAUAACUACUAAUGAUGUAUAAUUUAUGCCCAGUUAUCUUCCUUUGCAACAGAAGCAGGAUGAUGAGUAUAAUGUCUAUGAUAUUGAGAUGUAAUUUAUUGGACAGGUUAAUAUAAUGCCGUCAUUCCAAAUUUUAUGGGUAGGCCAAAUUACAAAGGAGACUCUGCCGAAAUUUACAUUUGCAUUAUUCAAUAAUAUUGCAUUUUAAUUUCAAUUAUA